CAGCUCAGGGGCUCAGCGACAGUCCAUCGUCUCUAAUUCGAAGUAACAACUCUGGAGGAUGUUAUGGGGAUGGGGGCCAAACGGCCGAUCUUUUGGGCGCUAAGUACAGUACUUGGUUGCCCGCUCAGGAAAGGAACGCGAAAGCGAGACAGAACAGGCAACGAAGAAUCUCUUUGAGCCACUCUCCAACGUCCAACUGAUCUCUGUGACAUCGAACCUCUCCAUUCCAGCUAGCAUGCGUGCAAGUGCCACGUCUCUGCAAGGACAAUACGCUUCCUGACUGGUAUAAUCCGAUGCGGGUCGGAUGGAUAAGACGCGCUUCAUCCAGUAUGUGCCUGGUAGUUCCAGGGCCCCUCGCCCUAAGGCACCGCGCCUCCAUCACAAGAAAUCCAAGGCGGGAUGCCAGCAGUGUCGUGCCCGUCGAGUCAAAUGCGAUGAGAUCCAUCCAGUCUGCGGCAGUUGUGACCGCCAUAAUGUGGCCUGUGUCUACGAAGAUGUUUUCAAGCUGAUUACGAUCCCUCCGCCAUCACAUGCUGGUCACAAUGGAAAUGAUUCUUCGAAGGCUGGCAAAACUAAGAACCACGACCGCGGUGGUUCCAACAGUGGUUCCAAUACACCGGGCCCAGACCCAGGCGGCAAACACCUUCUUGAGCUCCGACUCCUCCACCACUACUCCAUCGUAACCAGCCAAACGCUGCCAACGUCUCCCGAACCAAAGCUUGCGGAUAUAUGGAAAACCUAUGUUCCUCGUCUGGCAUUUCAACACAGGGCACUCCUGGACUCCAUCUACUCUAUAGCAGCGCUGCAACUCAGCCUUACUCAACCGGGUAACCGAGAGUUGAUGGCUGCACAUGGUCAAUAUAUGGAUCAAGCUAUCCAAAAGCAUCGCGAAGAUAUUGCUCAGAUCAAUAACCAGAUGGCAGAUGCAGUAUGGUUUACCUCCAGCCUUCUCCGGGUAGCAGCGUUUGCUUCGCUGCAAGAGCGCCCCAUCGAGCCAUAUACCCCACCGAUGCAGUGGUUCAGAAUAGCAGUCCGUGCGACGCACAUAUUUGAAGUGGUAUACGAGCUGGUGAGACAUGAUCCAUCCUCAGAAGCUCUGAAGGUCAUGAAAGAGGGGUACUUCACUCUGAACCAGCAUCUUUUGUUUCAAGACGAGAGCAAAAAUGAAUACUCUCAUCUGCUUGAUCGAUCAGAUAAUGCAAGAUACAGAGAUGAGCCUUGGGAUGAAGAUAUCCAGAGGACAUACGAGAGCGUCGUUAAAUACCUGGGAGGCUUGAGUUGUGCGAUCAAGUCGAAAAGACCAGCUGCAGAGAUCGGUCUCCAAUGUAUUGCGUUCGGCUCAAGGAUCCCUGAGCGGUUUAUCGAACUGGUCGAGGACCGGCAACCAAGAGCAUUAGUGAUACUAGCUCAUCUCUUCUCUUUAAUGACUGGCUUUGAACAUAUUUGGUAUAUCGGCAAGCUGGGUCAGAGAGAGCUUCGCGGCCUACGUACCGUCAUACCAGACGAUUGGAAUGACAUGUUAUAGUGAUGAUCGCUUUACGAUUUUGAUGCAGUUGACAGAUUGUGAGAUCUCAUUGUGAGAUCUCAUCUAAUUUUGUGAGAGAUAUAUAUUUGCAUUUACGACGGUGGACAAAUCGCAUAUACGCAUAACUUUUGUCGCUCUUUAUUUCUAUCAGGUUUGACGCAGCUGU
This is a messenger RNA of Paecilomyces variotii, 1691 nucleotides long. Its product is annotated as putative C6 transcription factor. The transcript has 2 exons. The record is from RefSeq and is a predicted model, not a curated record. Gene Ontology annotation, molecular function: DNA-binding transcription factor activity, RNA polymerase II-specific; zinc ion binding. The coding region runs from base 305 to 1525 and encodes 406 amino acids. Lineage: Eukaryota; Fungi; Ascomycota; Eurotiomycetes; Eurotiales; Thermoascaceae. Gene Ontology annotation, biological process: regulation of transcription by RNA polymerase II.